Messenger RNA from Rubroshorea leprosula, 1615 nucleotides. Lineage: Eukaryota; Viridiplantae; Streptophyta; Magnoliopsida; Malvales; Dipterocarpaceae. The record is from the annotation of a GenBank genome assembly.
CCCAAGCAAGAGAACUCUUUGAAGGUAACAGGACAGUUGCAUAACUCUAUCAUCUUCAGGAGGAUCGACCUCUGCUUGAUUCUUUGCCUGAAUGGAGGCCGGAGUAGCUUGCUAUGCUCAUGGGGCAGUUUUGCCUACAGUUUUUGCUAAGUACUCUACUGCAUUAGUCCCUCCACCAUCUGUUUCUCCAUCCUUCAGCUCCAGGGGCCUUAAAUCAAGCUCACUCUUUGGAGAAUCAUUGAGGGUUAUGCCAAAAUCGUCACUCAGAGUUUCAAAGUGUAGGAGCUCUACUGUUGUGACCAGAUGUGCCAUAGGUGACAGCCUUGAAGAGUUCCUUACCAAGUCAACCUCAGACAAGGGAUUGAUCAGGUUGAUGAUGUGUAUGGGAGAAGCAUUAAGGACCAUUUCUUUCAAGGUCAGGACAGCUUCUUGUGGAGGUACAGCCUGUGUCAAUUCAUUUGGAGAUGAGCAACUUGCUGUUGAUUUGCUUGCUAACAAGCUUCUCUUUGAGGCCUUGACCUACUCCCACUACUGCAAAUAUGCUUGCUCUGAAGAAGUUCCUGAGCUGCAAGACAUGGGAGGUCCAGCUAAAGGUGGAUUCAGUGUUGCUUUUGACCCACUUGAUGGCUCCAGUAUUGUGGAUACAAAUUUCACUGUAGGCACUAUCUUUGGUGUGUGGCCAGGAGAUAAGUUGACUGGGGUAACAGGAAGAGAUCAAGUUGCUGCAGCAAUGGGAAUCUAUGGUCCUCGCACCACAUACGUUAUUGCACUUAAGGAUGUUCCUGGCACCCAUGAAUUCCUCCUCCUUGAUGAAGGAAAAUGGCAACAUGUCAAAGACACAACAGAGAUUGGCGAAGGGAAAAUGUUCUCCCCAGGAAAUUUGAGAGCCACAUUUGACAACCCUGAAUAUGACAAGUUGAUCAACUACUAUGUGAAAGAGAAAUACACAUUGAGAUACACCGGAGGAAUGGUGCCGGAUGUCAACCAGAUCAUUGUAAAGGAGAAAGGUAUCUUCACAAAUGUGAUGUCCCCAUCUGCCAAAGCCAAGCUAAGGCUAUUAUUUGAGGUUGCUCCACUCGGGUUCUUAAUUGAGAAAGCUGGAGGUUACAGUAGCGAUGGCUAUCAAUCAGUUCUUGACAAAGUGAUCAAUAAUCUCGAUGACAGAACUCAAGUUGCAUAUGGUUCCAAGAAUGAAAUCAUCCGUUUUGAAGAAACUUUGUAUGGAUCCUCAAGGCUCAAAGCAGCAGGUGUUCCUGCUGGAGCUGCAGCCUAAGCAAAAACCUGUGUAUCAAAACUUGAACCUAUAAAAACCUGCGUAUCAAAACUUGAACCUAUCUCAUACAGAACAAUUAUAUAUUAGUGCACGAUGCUCCAACCAUUUCUUGAUCUGGAACCACAAAGUUGAGUUUCUGUCAUCGUAUUUUCUCCUAAAAAAUUUGCUUCAAAGGCAUAAUUAGGAUGAAGCAAAUUGACCUUUGAGUUCCAUUAAACAAUUCUCUGUGGCAGAUACUUAUAUUGUUUUUAUCAAAUUUACUGGUUGUGGCAAUGAUUUUACCAGGUUGACUAGUCAUUUGAGAUAGAACCAUAGAAUUCUCUAUAAAUCCUGCAUUAACAG